ACCUUUCAUUAUCAGAUUGUGCACGUGAGUUCAAGCACAAUGGAUAGAAAAUGUUUUCUAUUUCUUUUAUGUAUGAAUAUAUCAGUGUCUUUUAUUCUUCUUCCAGAUGCUCCACGACGCAUAGUAAAAGUUUUAAAAGUAUCUAACGGUGGAUCAUGGGGAAGAUGGGGUAUAACACAGUUUUGUGCUGAAGGAACGUAUGCUGUCGGGUAUCAACUGAAGAUUGAGCAAUAUCAACUUAACGGUGAUGAUACUUCCUUGAAUGCGAUUGCACUAGUGUGUAAAGAUCCUGACGGAGUUCGUUAUGGAGGGAAGGUCACUUCGAAUCAAGGUAUUUGGGGUACUUGGUAUAACAACGCAUCGUGUCACAAUAUCGAUGGAACGCCUGCUUUCCUCACAGCAUUUCAACUGCAAGUGCAAAGAAGUGUAGGCGAGUUUGACGAUACAGCGGCCAAUUACGUGAAGUUUAAAUGCGGAGACUUUGGGUCUGUUUACAAACCAUUUGAACUUGCUUCCCCACCGGGACACGGACAUUAUGGGCAGAUGGGAGACUGGAGUGAUAGCUGUCCUCCAAUGUCAGCUAUCUGUGGGAUAAAGACACGUGUUGAGCAGCCUUUGACCGAUGGUGAUGACACGGCUCUUAAUGAUGUAGAAUUCUAUUGUUGUGUAGACAAUCCUGAUGUUGGAAAAUAGACCAAACAAUAAACUGACUGUUGAUAAAACUCUUUUAGCUUUAUGCUUGUUUUAUUGUCAUCCAAUAUUUGUCAUAUAAGUGUAAAAUUGUUCAUUUUAGUAAAAUGUACUUCACUUUCCUUAGUAAUUAAAUGUAGAGCAAAGA
Messenger RNA from Ruditapes philippinarum (Manila clam), 838 nucleotides. RefSeq names its product vitelline membrane outer layer protein 1-like. Lineage: Eukaryota; Metazoa; Mollusca; Bivalvia; Venerida; Veneridae. The transcript has 3 exons. The record is from RefSeq and is a predicted model, not a curated record. The coding region runs from base 40 to 693 and encodes 217 amino acids.